This is a messenger RNA of Neoarius graeffei (lesser salmon catfish), 6554 nucleotides long. RefSeq names its product integrin, alpha 3a (gene itga3a). The transcript has 26 exons. Lineage: Eukaryota; Metazoa; Chordata; Actinopteri; Siluriformes; Ariidae. Gene Ontology annotation, molecular function: integrin binding. The coding region runs from base 98 to 3253 and encodes 1051 amino acids. Gene Ontology annotation, biological process: cell adhesion mediated by integrin; cell-cell adhesion; cell-matrix adhesion. Gene Ontology annotation, cellular component: integrin complex; external side of plasma membrane. The record is from RefSeq and is a predicted model, not a curated record.
CUACUGUAUACUUGGACUUGGACAUUAACCGGCUCGCGCGUGUUAGGAGCACGACUAGAAUAAAGCUCCCCAGAUCAUUUAAAGAGGGGUCAGCACAAUGACGUCACAACUCCGGAGUGUCCUGUUUGUGCUGAUGUGUUCUGGUGUGUGUGCGGGCUUGAACCUGGACUCGCGCUUUGCGGUGGUAAAGGAGGGAGGCACACCCGGAAGCCUGUUCGGACUUUCAGUAGCGAUGCACCGGCAAACCGUGGGGCGCGCGCGUUACCUACUGCUGGUUGGUGCACCACAGGAAAAGGCGGAGCCUGCGUUGCAGGCUAAUCAGACGGGAGACAUGUAUGCUUGUCCAAUCACGAUAGACCCUAAAGACUGCGUCCGGGCGAACCUGAUCAGCUCAGACACUGUGGAUGCGGAGGACGUUAUAGAGGGAAUGUGGCUCGGCGUGUCAGUAGUCAGUCAAGGUUCACAGAACGGGAGAGUGAUGGCAUGUGGUCAUCGCUACAGCAGGAGCAUGGACAAUGGCAUGAACCUGCGCAUGAUCGGGAAGUGUUAUAUCCGGGGGAAUGACCUGAGCUACGAUGACCAGAACGAUGGCCAAUGGCAGUACCGGCAGGAGUUGUGUAGUCCUAAUGGAGACCAACUCGUGGAGGGGAUGUGUAAUAUGGGCAUCUCUGCCACCAUGACAGAAACUGAGGUGAUCACUGGAGCUCCAGGCUGCUACAACUGGCAAGGUAAUUCAUUUGUAGUUUACAGGAACCCAGCUGACGAGUUUGAUGUUCAGAUCAUCAAACUGCAAGACAUGCAAACUGGAAACAUCUACAUUGGUUACUCAGUGGGAAAAGACAAAGGAAUACUGAGGAAAGAUGAAGACACGGUUGUGGCUGGAGCGCCAAGAUACAACAGUAAGGGCUCAGUGAUGCUAAUGAAGGUCACCAUGGCUGGGGGAGGCAGUAGAGAGCUGAAGAACUUGAAUUUAACACUACAGGGCGAACAGGUUGGCUCGUACUUCGGAAACAGCAUCGCUAUCAUCGACAUCAAUAACGAUGGAUGGAAGGAGCUGAUUGUCGGAGCGCCGUUUUAUUUUAACCACAGGAGAGAGGAGGGUGGGGCCGUGUACGUGUUCAUGAACGAAAACGGCUCAUUCAAGCCGAAAGCAGAUCUGAUGCUCACCGGACCAGUCGACUCAGGGUUCGGGAUGGCCGUGUCUUCCAUCGGGGAUGUCAACCAGGAUGGCUUUCUGGAUUUCGCAGUCGGAGCACCGUUUUACGGCUCAGGCAGGGUGUGUGUGUGGAUGGGGGGAAAGGAUGGAGUUUCAGCCAAACCAGAUCAGGUGAUUGAGGGGAGGGAUGUGAGUAACGGUGGUUUCAAGACAUUCGGUUACUCCAUCAGUGGUGGUCUGGAUGUGGACGAUAAUAAAUAUCCUGACAUUGUUGUUGGCUCUCUGGAUGAUCGAGUGGCUUUACUAAGAGCUCGUCCUGUCAUUCAUGUGAAAAAGAAUUUCACGGUGACACCCCUGAUCGUCGACCCGGAUGACUGCGAGUCCUGCAUUCAGGUGGAGGUGUGUUUCUCUUACAAACUAAGUACAGGAGAGCCAAAUUUUAAAGAGAACAUUAGUAUGAAGUACACAAUCAUGGCUGAUGUGCUCCAGCACGCCUCCCGAACUCGUGUCCGCUUUAUUAACACUGAAAAAGAUGUGUACAGUGGGUUAUUAUCAAUGACAUCGCAGCGUUGUGCGACACAGACACUUAAAGUGAUAAAGUUCAUACGUGAUAAGGUGAGCCCAGUAGUGUUCUCCCUGAACGCAUCAGUCUUUGAGCCUCAGAUUGAUGGUGUUCAGCAGCAGCUACAGAACCUGAACUUGUUUCCUGUGCUCAGUCAGGGACAAACGCUCAUCGACAAAGCGGAGAUUCACUUUCAGAAUGCAUGUGGACCUGAUCAUACGUGUCAUAGUAACCUGCAGAUCACCGCCACGUUUGCCAAAAUCCCGCAAGACCUCCCACAAGUCCUCCCUGUUCAGGGUGAUCACCAGGUCCUGCGGUGUGACUCCAGCAUGAAGAAACUGAUGCUGCUUGUUCAAGUGACGAACACUCCAUCUCCGGGCCGAGUACCUGAAGAUGCUUAUAACACUGAAUUGAACAUCACUUCACCAUCACUCACAUACUCCAGCGUCAGAUCCGAGAAUACAUCAGUAACUUGUAAUCCAAAAGACAAUUUCACCCUGUGUGAGUUGGGAAACCCAUUAGCUGCGAAUCAGAUGGUCGUCCUUGUGAUUACUUUCGAGAUGUCAAUCACGCCCAACACAGAAGAGAUCACUUCAACACUGCAGCUCUCUACAUUGAGCACACAGGAUGACUUGAUGCCGCUGACCAAAGUGCUGCGAGUGGAGUAUGUACUACAGGCCUCAUUUCACGUUAAGUCUCCCGAAGUACAGACAGAGUUCAGUGGUCAUGUUAUUGGUGAAUCAGCUAUAAAUAGCACCAGUGAAAUUGGGAGUCCAGUGGAGUUCACAUUUCAGGUGGGUGUAGAUACACCGCUCAGCAGUCCCUAUGUACUCUAUGUGGAGUUUAAUUGGCCACUUGAGGUGGCAAAUGGAAAGUGGCUCCUGUACAUCGAGGAAAUUACAAUGACUGGAACUUCAGAGAACUUUUGUGUUCCACCGGGAGAUGUCGUCAACCCGCUAAACUUCCAGGUGCCGAAGCAAAAAAGCAGUCGGAGGAAGAGAGAUGAACAAUCUGUCGCUCAAUUAGAAGCUCUGUCCAGUCUGAACCCAAAAAGCGCUCGCAGGAAAACUGACCAUCUGAAUUGUACAUCAGGCACUGCAAAAUGUCAAACCUUCAGCUGCUUCUUACACAACAUGAAAACCAGCGCGACGGUGACGGUGCGAUCACGGCUGUGGAACAGCACCAUGUUGGAGGAUUACAGCAAAUCUUCCGUCAUUUUCAUUCGUGGAGAAGCAACACUCAAACUGAAGACAAACAGAACAACCUUCCAUCUGGAUCAUAAAUCCAAUAAUGUCACGUUCUCUGUGCAGGUGACCCCUGUGAUUCAGGAUGAGGUCGAAAAUAAAGUUCCCCUGUGGAUUAUUAUUGGCUCAGUGUUAGCUGGAGUGUUUCUGCUCGCCCUCAUCGUCGUGCUCCUGUGGAAGUGCGGGUUUUUCCGGAGAGCGAGCACUAGAGAGAUUUAUGAGGCGAAGUCACAGAAGGCUGAGAUGAGGACACAGCCAUCAGAGAAAGACAGACUAACAGAGGAGGAAUGAUGGUCAUGCAGACUAGAUUACUGUAUUACUGGUGUGGGUUCUUCAGGCGGGCGCUUUAUUUCCGGACCAUGCCCAAAUACCAUGGAGUGAAGAUGUGUAGGGAGCAGCGCUUCCUAAUUGACGAGGCUAACAAAAAAAAGCACUGGAUCACAAACUGGACUGACACACCACAAUGACUACACACACACACACACACACACACACACACACACACAAUGCAUUUUUUGAGUUGAGGUAUCCACACAGUAUUACUUGGUCCAAUGAGAGACGCAAUGACCACACCCAACGACACGCUGUGCAUCAUUUUAUAUUAGCAUUGUGCAAACUACAUGACUAGAGACACACUCCUUUGUAUCACAUGCAAACUCCAUUGCGUCACCUUUAUUGAUUGGCUUUGUUGAUUGGUUUAGUAUCACAAACAGACUAGAAGUUGCGGUUUAUCAAAUGCUGCCAAAAUACACUGCCAAAAUAUGCACAAGGCUAAUGCACAGCUAAAAAGAGUCGUGGCGGCCAUCUUGAAGUCAAAUCACUCCACUUGAGCAUCAGACUCAAGUUGGUGGAUGGCCUGGAGGUUUGAAGACAGAACUGAAAAUUGGAGGACUGAAUCAAUGUGCAGUAACUCAGGAGGUUGUCUUCACAACCCAGCUGUGUUACUGUAUGAGUGUUGACGUGUGUGUUGGUGUGUGAGAAAAAAAUAAUGUCGUCGCAGUCUUUGAUGGACAAUAUGAGCUGUGCGUUGCGUAAUAUAGGGCCUUAUUCAGAGAUGAUUACUGUGCAAAAUCUUCAGCACCCUUUUUUUUUUCAAACAAACUUUAUCGAUUUCUAUUUUAUGACUCCUACAUUAUCGAGUCAAAACGUUACAAAAACAUUUUAAAGUUCCAAACGUUUGUUUUCCAGCACAAAAUUAAAUGUUACCAAAAAAAUGCUUGUAUCUGAGCAGCAUAUUCCAUAAGGGAGCACUUCUCAGAUUAAAAAAGAAAACAUAAUGAAGGCUACUGGGUUUUGAUGUAAAAUUAAGAAGCGAGUGUGACAGUCAAAGUGUUCAGAAGAACGGUGGCUGGUUCUGUAAGAUGCUCAGUAAAACCUACAGCUCAUUUCCUUAUAUAACUGCACUCAUUGUACCUGAGAUUUUUUUUUAAAGCAAAGGGUCGUCUCACACCAAAUAUUGAUUUGUUUCACUUAUUAUGGAUUAAUGAUUACUGUUUAUAGUAUUUUUUUAAUGUUGAAACAUUUAAUUCCAGUAUUUUUGAAGCCAUUUUUGGUCGACAGCAUUUCUUUACAUGUACCUAAGACUUUUGCACAGUACUGUACCGUAUGUCAAGGUUUAAGCAGGGAAAGUUAUGUGUAUUCAGUUAACUUAGGAAGCUUACAGAAAAAAAAAAUUUCGUGCACUUUAAAGCAGAUGCGCAGAACCUUUAUUUUUAAAUACAUUUCUGAGUGGAUAGUAUCUCCAUCCUUGACUCUUGUAUGCUGCAUAAAUGGGAAUAAAAAUAGAUAUUUUUGAGAGUUAAAAUCGACCGCAAAGUUGUUAUUCGAGCUGCCCCGCUGAGCCAGCCAGCCAGCCCUGAGCGCGUGAUGUCACAGCGGUAACCAGUUUUAAGGCUAAGGCCUUUAACAGCUAUCGACCAAAGUCAUAUAAAUAAAAAUUUACGUUGAAAGUAAGAAAUACCGUUACCGACUUGCUCAACUAAGACUGAUUUGACUUCAUUGAUUGUGGGUUGACUCUCAUUAAAACAGGAUAGGUGCUAUAACUUAUGCAGCAUGCAUGUACAUGCAUGCAUUUUCACUGAUAAAACGUAAAAGGCUAAUUAAUCAAACAGAUGAACUGAGACAAUCACAUUCUGAAGCAAAUUAAAUAAUCUUAAACCGGUAACUUAAACACACAAUACAAGUUACAUGUAUUAAUCUAAAUGCAGGUAAACAACAAGUGUUGUUGUUUUUGUUGUUUUGUUUCCAAAUGAGAGUCGGAGCUUCCCUGUCUGUGUUCUCGCUUCUUGAAGGCCAAUCUUGUGGCCGAUUGUUUUGAAACAAUCUGACUUUCAGUUGUUCGUUCAGUUCUCCAUUCAUUCACUUCUUCCACAUAAGGGCAAGAUAUUGCUGCUGAGGCAAGCAUAUCCAGCAGAGAAAUCAGACGGCUGGUCCACUCAUUCUUCAUUUUCUCCAUACUGAGUACUCCGCCAUUACUGCUCGGCUCAGGCAGUUACUAAACCCCGAGACGGGAUGGGAUGUCACCAGUUUUUGCAACAACUGCGGGGAGGUCACUGCCCGAGCGAUAAUAUGUCCCGUUCUGUCCUGGGUUUUAGCAACAACCCUCGGCUCACACUCCGGGAGAACUGGUGCAACUGAACUUCCUUUCCUUUUCUUGUAGUUUUCAUUUCCUUUAAUUGUUGGUACUGCACCCUCUUUCAGUACGGGCUUACAGCCAACGCUCCUCAACAGAUCAGAGGUCUUGUACGAGUCUUCAGUAAAAUGUGCAUAGCAGAGGAGAGACCACUUCAUAGGCGCCCAAUGUGCCCGUGAACUUCUCGCAAAACGUGUCCAAAUCUUUGCAGUUUGAACAUUCUUGGGCCCUGAAUGCAACAUAAAUCCACCUUCUGUCAUGUUGCUGCACCCGCCAGCAGCACAUCUACGUGGCAUGGCGAUAAAUUAGCUCAAAAUGGAGGAUCGGAGUUGCAGUCAGCUCUGUGUUUUAGUGCAGCGGAAAUGGUGAUGAGACCGAUAGCCUUCCUGCUGUGACGUCACGGAUGUCAAGGUCAUUCCCUCAGACCGCUACCUAUAUGAAUCACUUUAAUUGUAAAAAUUACUAUAUUAGAUUUAUUGUUAAUGCUUAAAACUAUUCCUGUGCCAUUCUUGAGGUCUCAAGGCAUUUAUAAACAAAAAGUGAGGCCAUGGUUCUGCGUAUCUCCUUUAAGACACAAUACUGUUCAUGAAUUCAUAGUGUCAUAUCAUAUCAUAUUUGUAGUUACUAUCAGCCUCAAAUAACGUUGCAUUGUUUUUAGUGUAUUUACAACCCAAAACAUGUAUUUCAGCUUGAUAUAUUGUUGUUGCAUCAAAUUGUCAGACAGUGGCACUGACCUUAAUAAAAUACAAGGUUAGAAUUGUGCAUCACUGAGACACGCCUCUGUUUUAGGCAAACGCGUCCUCAAAAGAGUAACUCGAGUGUAACUUGUGUAUAGCAUUUAAGUCUAUCAUUAAGUCCGCCAAUGUGCACAAUUUCGCAACUAAAUCCUCACUGUAUGCAUUUAAGUCAACUCUGAAUAUGGCCCAUAAUAAAAGUGUAAUUAGAUUUUUUUUUACAGUU